AUGGCUCAUACAAUGCAAACUGCUUCAAUGGGACCGCUUCUCAUGAACAGCGGAAACCAAGUUAUGACUCAAAUAGAGAUCUGGAUGGCAUCAUCUGACUGCAGCGAUCAAAGAUUGAAUCCUACGCACCAUAAACAAAGCGAAUCAGCGUUUCAGGGUUGGUUCCCUAGCAGCCCGGGGGCAAUUAUGAUAAGUCCGACAUGCAAGACCCACAUUAACCAGCAGGUGACAGAGUUGCUUAAGCGCGGUGUCCCUAUCUGGCCAACGCAGCUUCGGUGGUACACCAAAUCAUUUCUGCAAUCUCUAGGUCAUGACUAUAAUGUGCUGACGAUGAAAACCAACCCUAUCAUUGGGCUUGAAGGGCGUGAUGGUUGGGAAGAGUUCAUUCACCCAUUGGGAGCUACAUAUAGCUACAAUGCAAAAAUGAAAACAUACACCGAAAUGAACAUCAGGACUUGUUCAGAUGAACAGGUCCACAGGCUCGAGUCUUGGAUCGACGUAUCAAGGACCAAAUUAAAUGGACAAGAAUGGUUGCUGAUCGUUGAGCUGGUGUUGGUGGGAGGGGAGGAGAUCUAUCCAUAUUAUUAUGUGGUCCCAGAGAAACACAUCAUUACCUGGCUAGAACUGCUGGAUGGCUACUUUCUUUUCCAAGAAUGUACGGCGGUAUGGCACUGGAAUCACAAAAGACUCGAACUUGAAGCCCAAUUUUGGAAACAUGUUGAAUACUUUCCAUGCGGGAUCAAAAUACGUGUCUCGGAAGUGAGAGCUUUGCGGAUUCAAUUGAACUGGUACCGCAUUGAAACAGAAGCAUUAGCAUUGGAACAAUCUACUGUGGCUUCAAUAUUCUGGACUUUGGACCAAAUGAAGGAAAUGGUUGCUGAGCUAGCCAUCGCCGUCGAUGACCAAAGAUCAGAAGAACUUGCAGAACCUGAUGGGACCAUGAAGGAGCAGGGUAUCACAAUCUGCAGUCAUCACAAAUACCUGAACCACCAUGGUCAACCCAAAGCUCACUUGAUGCGAACACAUUCACUGGGCGAAAGGCGCACAGACCUGGAAACCUCUCCUUUCGUGACUAGCAUUGCAUUCACUAUGCUUUACAUUCCAACAAUAAUGCUCAGACACAUCAGAAAUAUUUAUGUUGAUGGUCUCAUCAACAGGGUGGACAUGAGGAACUUCAUGGACAAUUUCAGCGCCCAGGCCAAAGCUCAAACUACCGUAGCAAGUGUCAUCAUGGCGGUCAAUGCCAGCAUCCUUGCCAUCCCAAUUUUAGGCUCACAACUUGCUACAAAGAUGCUGUGCUCCAUCUCCUUCAUUUUCAGUGCGCAUUACCUGCAAGGGAGGAUGGGAUACUACAGUUUGGUUUUCUCCAUCGUUAGAUUUCUCGCAGGCAUUUUCACAGUUGAAUACGGGCUACCCUUGUCCGCAAGGAUUGCAUGCGGGCUAAGCCUCAUUGUAGGGAUGGGCCUUGUAAUUCCAUUGGCGGUCGCUAGUCUUGGUCCUGGACUGAUCCGGUGA
Messenger RNA from Suillus paluster, 1515 nucleotides. RefSeq lists its product as uncharacterized. NCBI's taxonomy places the organism in Eukaryota, Fungi, Basidiomycota, Agaricomycetes, Boletales, Suillaceae. The coding region runs from base 1 to 1515 and encodes 504 amino acids. The transcript is spliced from 16 exons. The record is from RefSeq and is a predicted model, not a curated record.